CCGCGGGGCGCGGGCGGCUCGGGCGGCUCGGGCUCGCUUCUCCCUCCAUUCCCCGGCAUCGCGGCGGGCUCGGGCGGCGGCAGGAUGGCGGCUGGGCUCCUGCCCCUGCUCCUCCCGCUGCUGCUGCUGCUACCGGGCCGGGGGCCGCCGGGGGUCCUGGGCAACCGGCACGCCGUGCACUGGAACAGCUCCAACCCGCACCUGCGGCGGGAGGGCUACACGGUGCAGGUGAACGUCAACGACUACCUGGACAUCUACUGCCCCCACUACAACGCCUCGGUGCCCGAGCACCGGCUGGAGCAGUACGUGCUCUACAUGGUGAAUGCAGAGGGAUACCGCACCUGCAACACCAGCCAGGGCUUCAAGCGCUGGGAGUGCAACCGGCCCCACGCGCCCCACAGCCCCAUCAAGUUCUCGGAGAAGUUCCAGCGCUACAGCGCCUUCUCGCUGGGCUACGAGUUCCGUGCGGGGCAGGAGUACUACUACAUAUCCACGCCAACACACAACCACCACCGGGCCUGCCUGAAGAUGAAGGUGUUCGUCUGCUGCUCCUCCACGUCGCACUCCGGGGAGAAGCUGGCACCCACCCUGCCCCAGUUCACCCUGCGGCCCGAGGUGAAGAUCGAGGACCUGGAAAACUUCAACCCGGAGAUGCCGAAGCUGGAGAAGAGCAUCAGCGGCACCAGCCCCAAGCGGGAACACUUACCCCUGGCCGUGGCCGCCGCGCUCUUCCUCAUGACCCUAUUGGCCUCGUAGCUCCCGGCACCCAUGGGUGCGACCCCCUCGAGCUGCUGCCCCUCGUGAGAGCCAGCGGGGAAGCACCGGGAGCCCACCACCCCCUGCCCGGAGAGCCACCAGCGGAGCUGGGAGCACGGCACGCACCGAUCCGGCUGGACUCGCCUUCCAUCCUGCACAGGGAUGCGACCGGGAGCCGUCCCCGGGAGCCAUCCCCGGGAGCCAUCCAAGGGAUCCGUCCCCGGUAGCCAUCCCCGGGAUCCGUCCCCGGGAUCCGUCCCCGGGAGCUGUCCCGGGAUCCAUCCCCGGAGCCGUCCCCGGAGCCAUCCCCGGAGCCGUCCCCAGGAGCCAUCCCCGGGAUCCGUCCCCGGAGCCAUCCCCGGGAUCCGUCCCCGGGAGCCGUCCCCGGAGCCGUUCCCGGGCUCCAUCCCCGGGAUCCGUCCCCGGAGCCGUUCCCGGGAAACGUCCCCGGAGCCGUCCCCGGGAGCCAUCCCCGGGAGCCAUCCCCGGGAUCCAUCCCCGGGAGCCAUCCCCGGAGCCGUCCCCGGGAUCCAUCCCCGGGAUCCGUCCCCGGGAGCCAUCCCCGGGAGCCAUCCCCGGGAUCCGUCCCCGGAGCCAUCCCCGGAGCCGUCCCCGGGAGCUGUCCCGGGAGCCGUCCCCGGGAGCCAUCCCCGGGAGCCGUUCCCGGGAGCCAUCCCCGGGAUCCGUCCCCGGGAGCCGUCCCUGGAGCCAUCCCCGGAGCCAUCCCCGGAGCCAUCCCCGGGAUCCGUCCCCGGGAUCCGUCCCCGGAGCCAUCCCCGGGAUCCGUCCCCGGGAUCCGUCCCCGGAGCCAUCCCCGGGAUCCGUCCCCGGGACCGCGGGGUCCUUCCCGCAGCCCCCCCGGUGCCCCCGUGGCUGCCCCAUGGUUGGGGGGCAGCACCGACCCUGAUGAAGGCAGGGCGGUCUGUACAUACCCAUAUAGAUCUAUACAUACUGUACAGAGAGCGACUACAGAGAUAUAUCUAUACUGUACCAUAGGCAGCGGCGCCGGCCCCGGGCUGGCUUGUACAUAGUCGAACGUGUUGGAUUUUCCUCGUCUUCCGUGAAGACCCGACCUAUGCAAACGCACAGACACUUUUUGGGGAAAAACAAAACAAACGGAAAAAAGAAAAAAAAAAAAAAAAAACAUUCUCGAUCUUUUUUUCAAGUGCUUUGGCUGGUGAUUUUCAUAUUCUGCUCUUAGUCUAUAAAAAAAAAUAAUAAAAGGAUAAAAAAAGGGA
Molecule: messenger RNA, 1994 nt
Organism: Taeniopygia guttata (zebra finch)
Lineage: Eukaryota; Metazoa; Chordata; Aves; Passeriformes; Estrildidae
Gene: EFNA3
Product: ephrin A3
Biological process (GO): axon guidance; ephrin receptor signaling pathway
Cellular component (GO): plasma membrane
Molecular function (GO): ephrin receptor binding
Source: RefSeq, a predicted model, not a curated record